GAAUAAUAGAAGGCAUAACCCGUGAAUGCUCUAUAAGUCAAGCCUAACUUUAACACGCCUAAAGUUACGCACAUUCAGCACUGAUCCAACAGUAGUGGAUACACGAUGGAAGGCGACGAAAAAGAAGGGACGUUUAAGGGAUCCGCCCGUAGGCCUCUGAUAUACGCUAUCCUCGCCGGGUCGAUGUUAAUAGCUCUCGGUCUAGCAUUUGGUCUUGGCUACGGUCUAAGGGCACGUCAGCCGGCGGUUGCAUCAGCAGAGAUGACGACAGCGGCUCCGCCAUCGGCACAAGAAGAGAAAUCUAAAACAGGAAGUUUCAGAUUUGCCUCUGUCGCCUCUGAUACUAUGCGCUGCUCCGAAGUUGGAACGAACGUGUUGGCCAGAGGUGGAUCCGCAGUGGACGCAGCUAUAGCCACUGCAGUAUGUUCCUGUGUUUUAAAUGCACAAAGUUGCGGACUAGGUGGAGGGUUCUUUAUGACGGUUUACAACAGAACAUCGGGUAUGUCCCACGUUUUGGAUGCUCGAGAAAGGGCGCCCUUGGCCGCCAACAGCACCAUGUACGUUGGACGAGAGAAGGGUGCAUCCCUCAACGGUGGCCUUGCUAUUGCUGUGCCGGGGGAACUAAUGGGGUAUUGGGAGGCCCACCAGAGAUUUGGUAAACUACCGUGGAAAUAUCUCUUUGAGCCAACAAUCAAGAUGUGCAGAGAAGGAGUGAAGGUAACCAAGGCAACGGCUUAUGGAAUAUCCAGAUCCGUCGACCUACUUCGAAACGGAUCAUUCACAAUGUACUUCCACCCUACGACUGGUGCCAUGGUGAAGGCUGGAGACACGGUCAAGUAUCCCAAACUCGCAGACACCCUGGAGACUGUCGCUACUGAAGGGGCCUCGGCCUUCUAUAACGGCAGCCUGACUGAUGCCAUAGUGUCUGAGAUAAAGGAAAAUGGUGGCAUCGUAUCAAAAGAAGACCUGAGUGGGUAUACGGCCUCAUGGCGAACACCAGUUACCUUCACCCUGAGAGAUGGCAACAGAGUGCACUCAAUGCCCGCACCAGGAAGUGGAGCUGUGUAUGCAUACAUCCUCAAUGUCCUAGACGGGUACAACUUCACGACUGAAAGUGUCUCGAAUGAUGACAACAGCAUACUGACAUACCACAGAAUAGUGGAGGCUUUCAAGUUCGCAUAUGCCAAAAGAUCAGAACUUGGUGAUGAAGAUUUUGAAGACGUGGCAGAUUUGAUGAAAAACAUGACAUCUCGGGAAUUUGGAGAUUCUACCCGGGCCAAGAUUGAUGACGCAGCAACUCACGACGCCAAGUACUAUGGUGCUACCUUCUCCAGUGCGCUAGACCAAGGAACCACGCACCUCUCUGUUGUAGAUGCGGAGGGAAACGCCGUUGCGAUAACAUCAACCAUAAAUUACUUUUUUGGAUCGAAAGUUCUUGGUAAGACAACAGGAAUAAUUUAUAACAAUGAAAUGGACGACUUCUCGACACCCGGUACUGUCAACGUGUACGGUGUGCCAGCAUCACCCGCCAAUUAUAUCAAACCCAGAAAGCGCCCUCUGUCGUCAAUGUGUCCUACUGUUGUGGUAGAUAACUCCGGUGACGUCAUCUUGGUUUUGGGAGGAGCUGGUGGCCCAAAGAUUACAACAGCUGCAGCAUUGGUAACACUACAUACCCUCAAGUUUGGGCUGAGUGCCGGAGAAGCCCUGGACCACAAACGUCUUCAUCACCAGCUUUUGCCGUCCACAUUAUCAGUUGAAGAUGGCUUUCCAAAGGCAGUGGUGAAUGGUCUCAUUGCUAAAGGCCACAACGUCACAAGCUACGGAUUCACAUCAGUUGUCAAUAUAGUCCGGGUCAAGGACAACAUGAGGCACAGUGCUUGUGAUCUACGAAAGGGUGGCCAGCCAGACGGAUAUUAGUGAAUGAAACCACAUUAAUUGGGAAUCGGUUAUGUGGUGAAAUAAUCCCUGCCAUCUUACUGAGUAUAACGUGUUCAAUUUGACAUGCCCUUUACAUAUACGUUUCUCUUUGCCUUUGUGACCUUGAAUGUAUGUAAUGGUUUUGUAAGUCUACGACGACCAAACGAUAUAACAAUAAAAUGUACGGUGAAAUUUAUAUUCCUUCGCUUCUUGGUCAGUAACGUAUGGAGUGAGUGAGUGAGUGAGUGAGUAGAAAGUAUAAGCCGCAUAAGGACCCUGGUUUAGUUUUGGAUGGUACUCCUAUCAAAGUUGUAAAAGAGGCCAAUUUUCUUGGAAUUAUUUUUGACCAGCACAUGACCUUUCUGCAACACAUAAACCAUUCAAUCAUAAGACUGAAAGCAUUGGAUUUAUUGAAAGUAGUUUAACUGUACAGAGCGCUUAUCCGCUCUAAACUUGAUUACGGCUCCAUUAUCAAGUGGUGGAGCAUAUAAAAGCAAUUUGAAAAAAAAUGAUUCUAUUCAUCUCCAGGGCCCGAGGCUUUGCCUAGGAGCCUUUAGAACAUCUCCAGUUCAUGGCCUGUAUCUAGAGGUCGAUGAACCAUUACUUAAACAACGUCACAUUAAAUUAUCUUUACGGUACAUUUCUUAAUUGCAUUCUAAUGACUCCAAUCCAAACUUCGGUUGUGUUUACAUCUCUUACAUCUCUCAUAUUCCUGAUGCUAAAAUAAAUCUCGAAAAUAUAGCUCCCACAGAACUUUUAUCUUCUCCGCCAGGGAAAUUGGUAAUUCCAGAGGUUUAAAGAAAUCGGAAACAAAUCAGCUGAUUAAUGAACAGGAAUAUAAUGAAUUAAGAGAACAAAUAUGAUACUUUUAAAUCUAUAUUUACCGAUGGAUCUAAGGAUGGUCACGCUGUUGCCAGCGCCAGCAUAAUUAGAUCCAGGACAAUAUCUUUAAGACUUCAGGAUAACUGUUUCAUUUUUACGGCCGAAUCCAAGGCCAUAUUAACAGCAUUAGAGUACAUAGAUAAACAAUCCAAACAUAAGCAAUAUGUUAUAUUUUCAGACUUACUUUCUUGUUUUCAGUCAAUUAAAAAUCAAUCUUGUAAACAUUCUCUUUUAAUUGAAAUUAAUCAAUUAUUAAACGUUCUUGCUACUGGCCAAUGCGUUUUUUGUUGCUUAGCCAUGUUGGUAUCAUUUGUAACACAAUGGCCGAUGCUGCAGCUAAAUAGCACCCAA
Molecule: messenger RNA, 3150 nt
Organism: Haliotis rufescens (red abalone)
Lineage: Eukaryota; Metazoa; Mollusca; Gastropoda; Lepetellida; Haliotidae
Product: glutathione hydrolase 1 proenzyme-like
Exons: 12
Coding region: 106-1917 (603 amino acids)
Biological process (GO): glutathione catabolic process
Cellular component (GO): plasma membrane
Molecular function (GO): glutathione gamma-glutamate hydrolase
Source: RefSeq, a predicted model, not a curated record